GCCCCCGCAGCGCGCAGAGCAAAAGCCCCGGCGCUCUUCUGGAAACACCUUUUCUCUCCCCCUUAAAAAAGCCAAGUCCCAGGCCGGGGCCUACUGCGCUUGAAACCACCUUAACAGAGCUCCUCCUUCUCUGGAGGCUGGGGGUGAAUCUGGCAGGACUAGGCAGUGGUGUUACCAUGACGAACAUUUUCUUAAGCUUCCACGGCUCAGUGCAGAAGGGACUCAACUCGCGGAGGGUUAAACAGACGGGGGGGAAAAAAAGAAAGCGAGGCGUGCUGUCUGAGGGACCGUCUGUUUCCUUAGAGUAGACGCCGCAGAGUUUUAAGAUCCCCGACUCGAGCCCUUUAUAGGACGAGCAAGUCAUUUUGCCCCUUCUCCGGCUCGUGGCUUGUUCUAAACUUCAGGAGGAGGUCGGCAGAAUCGGAAAUCGAGUAGCUCUCCAAGGUUUCCCCUCCCCUUCCGUCCUCCCCUUAUGGAAAUCCAGAGGGGUUUCCCAGACUGUGGAAGCCUGGAUUACUGGAGGUGGAGGGAAAUCAGUGGCACUCGUCGCUGCCCGUGAGUCGCCGCGAUCGCGCAAAAGCCGUUGCUCCGGUCGCUUGCUCGCUGCACGCUGUUCCCGAGGCCGUCAACUUGGAGCUGCGGCUGGGUGGAUUGUCUGCUUGUCUAGAAAGAGCCCCUUCCUGUCUGCUCGUCUCCCACUCCAGGGGCAACCGCAAACCAGUUUUGGUUGAAGACGGUAUCCAGGGAACCCAUUUCUCUCUCUGGGAGAUGCCUGCUGGUUGUUGCUAAGGUUGCUUCCACAGUAACAUGUGCAUCUUGUUUACACCUUCAACGGAAGAAGUUGAGCUUGGCUAGUUCCACUAGUGUCACCUGGGGAGCAAGAGAAGGAAGUGCUGGUUCUGCAGUCUUGCAAUCUUACACUAGAUCCUCUUUCCUCCCUGAGGAGUUGUGUCUAGUCCCCUACCAAACACUGCACUGGACUGCAUUUCAUGUGGAGCUCCAAAAGUUGGAUUGCCUGCUCUGAUUUUAUAGAGGAAAAAGAUCUAGAGGUGAAAAAGGAGCAUACAACUUGUUCUUGGGCUGUUUCCUCACUGAACCCACUCUCUUGUUGUCAAGAUGACAAAUAACUCUGCAGAUCAUCAUCCUGGGAACUCUGUUGCAGAAGGCAGCUAUGAAGGGGACUUUGGCUGCUCUGUUAUGGACCUACGGAAUCUUAUGGAGCUUCGCAGUGCGGAGGCAGUGACCCGAAUAAAUGAUACCUAUGGGGGAGUGCACAAUAUUUGCAAGAGGUUGAAGACCUCACCAGUUGAAGGCCUGUCUGGGAACCCAGCAGAUCUAGAAAAAAGAAGACAAGCAUUUGGCCAGAACUUCAUCCCACCCAAAAAGGCGAAGACCUUCCUGCAGUUAGUUUGGGAAGCAUUGCAGGAUGUCACAUUAAUCAUCUUGGAAAUUGCAGCCAUAAUUUCUCUGGGUCUCUCUUUCUAUCAUCCUCCUGAUGGCAACAAUGAAGGUGAGUGA
Python bivittatus (Burmese python) is the source of this 1518-nucleotide messenger RNA. The record is from RefSeq and is a predicted model, not a curated record. NCBI's taxonomy places the organism in Eukaryota, Metazoa, Chordata, Lepidosauria, Squamata, Pythonidae.